AUGGCUACGGUGAUCGGUGGUAUUUCCCGGCUCUUUCAGCCGACAAUUGCAGUACUCUCAGCGGAGAAGAUAUGCCAGGGUACCAACCCAUGGUACUUCCUUAUUGGCCUUCGCAUGGUGACUUUAUUUUUUGCUUACGGGCCUUGGGAUUCCCUCAAGGCCGACCUGGUUUGCCGUUGGCCCUCCAACAUUGGGGAUGGAAAUAAAUUUUGUUCAGCCAUUUGCUAUAACCAGCGAUUCCCUGUCCCCAUCUCUGGCUUCUGGGUUUUCCACUUCAUUGCCAUCAUCUUCACCGUAGCCCUCCUGAAGUUUGUUUACGUUACAAAGAAAAGCCCCACAGAUAAGGAUGCAGAAGCUGCCCGAAGGCCCAAGCCCACAUCAGGAACCGAAAGUUCUCCCAGAGUGGGGGAAGGGUUUGGGGGCUGGAGAUACGGGAUCUACAUCUUCUGCAUUGCCCUCCUUCUAGCAAUCGAUGUCGCCUUCAUCUGGACACUUCUGGGCUUUCAGUUACCCAACUUGAGUCAAGAGGUCACAACUUGCUACCCUAAUGACCCAGCCUGUCCUGCCACAGCCCAGUGUGCUGUUACUGGUGUCAGUGACAAGAGGGCCAUCCUCUGGGUUUUGGCCUUUUGCUCAGCAGCCAACAUCAUCUUCUGCAUCGGUGUGCUGUCUGCACAGUGCUGUCAAUCCUGUGGUUUAUGCAGAGGCCCAGAGAAGGCCAAACCAGCAGAAUAUGGCUGCCAUUAUCAUGAUGCAGGGUGCCAUGGUUGCCCAGGUGACUGCGGUAAAUGGACAGAGGUGCUUAGCAACCGCGAGGUAGUCCAGGCAGGGUCAGCAAAGUGUGGAUGCCAGCCAGGAGGAGUCAGCUGUUGCUGUCACCAAGGCAAUGAGGGAAGCAAGGGCGUGGCCUGCGGUUGCCAGGACAACCGGCUUUGUCCCUGCUUCUUCCAGGGAAGUGACACAGGGCUGUCUUCCCUGACAGGCAGGGAGGAUUCAGAUGGGAAGCUCUUAAGAGGAGACACAGAAAUAGGGGGAGAAAGGAAAAAGUGGGGAGCAAUGGAGAACUGGAUGCAGCUGAACGAGCCUGUCAAGAUGGAGGCACAGAGGGGCCAAGGCAGCCCAAGGGGGGGCACCGCAGUAAAAAACAUGGGCAAAUAUCAGCUUCGGAGAAACUGGAGGUUGUAG
Notechis scutatus (mainland tiger snake) is the source of this 1185-nucleotide messenger RNA. RefSeq lists its product as uncharacterized. The record is from RefSeq and is a predicted model, not a curated record. NCBI's taxonomy places the organism in Eukaryota, Metazoa, Chordata, Lepidosauria, Squamata, Elapidae.